Phycodurus eques (leafy seadragon) is the source of this 1840-nucleotide messenger RNA. RefSeq names its product FXYD domain-containing ion transport regulator 3-like. Gene Ontology annotation, molecular function: sodium channel regulator activity. The coding region runs from base 923 to 1189 and encodes 88 amino acids. Gene Ontology annotation, biological process: regulation of sodium ion transmembrane transporter activity. The transcript has 8 exons. Lineage: Eukaryota; Metazoa; Chordata; Actinopteri; Syngnathiformes; Syngnathidae. Gene Ontology annotation, cellular component: membrane. The record is from RefSeq and is a predicted model, not a curated record.
GAACCUGACAAACCGGUUUCCUUGUGGGAGAAGCUCGAGCAGGCAGGACAUGGGUGGAGUGGAGAUAAAGGGUGGGUGGACAUUUGGAGGAAACGCGCCAUCUUGGGUAGAUCUGCACAUUUCAGGGUCGGGGGGAGAAUUGGUAAAGAAGUCUGAUGUGUUGUUUGUCUUAAGGUGCAAGAUCUGAAUAAUAAAUGAUCCCUGAAUUGUUGUAAGUGUGCAAAGACAUGCAGAAUGUCAACAUGUUGUGUAAUGACUGUUGUUCCGUGUGAUACCAUAUUGGAAGAAUUUGCUACUUUUAGGGGCUUGGUGUUUUGCCAAUCUCACCUCCUGCAUGUUUGUACAGGGUAGAUGUGGUCAAACGUUUCAAUCAGAGCAAUGGGUGUUCGAAACAACAACGGUGUAUUGAGUGACAUCGGAUCAAAUUUGCUUUCAAAAGUACACACUUUAUUUGUAGACUCUUACAGUCACUAUUCAAUCAUUUUAGUGCUACGUAGUAUAGGAUAACAUAACAUAAGACAUAAUACAAUCGUAGAAAAAUGUAACUAAUGCGAACGGAUCGACGUUACUGGAGUGACUCGUCCGAGGGAGAGAACUUGACAUGUUCGCUCUCGUUAAGCAAACAUUAAAGCGACACGCCCCCUCCGGACUCGUGCACCUGACCCAGGAUCAGCCCGCACGCCCCUCGUCGGCUCUGCCUCAGCCGCUCAUGCAACAGCUGAAACUGACCUGGGAUCGGGGGACGACGCUCUCGAACUUCCCUUUGCUCCAACGCCUUCCAACCUGUGGAGAAGGGAGUUGACCGACUGAGCGGACAAGAAGCCACGGCGCUUAAAUCGCAUGAUAUUCCAUCGUCAAACUGUUUCCGUUUUUUCCGAGUCCAGCGCUAAGCGUCAAGGGUAAAACCUCAACAAGCGUGAAGAUGUCAAAGAUCUGUGCUUUGAUGUUCAUGACAAGUAUCUCCCUGGUGUUUGCUGAAGAACAGAAGUCUGAAGAUGACCCAUUUACCUUUGACUACCACAGACUGCGUGUUGGGGGUCUGAUUCUUGCAGCUGUCCUUUGUCUCAUUGGCAUUACCAUCCUGUUCAGUGGCCACUGCAGGUGCAAGUUCAAGCAGGACAAAAGGAGGAGGGCAGGAAGCAACACUCAGGCAAUGCUCACUGACCAAGGUCGUGCCUGUGAUUGCUAGAAGUUGACAAGAAACUUCCCCAAGUCAGAUAUUGCAGAAGCGGCAACGUUUGAGGCCCAAGUACCUCUACUUGGAGAUUUUCAUUGUUUAGGAAACCAACAGAAAAUUGUAAGGUGUGGGCUUCUUGUGACUCAUUUUUGACUGACAACUGAUCUUUCAUGCACUCACAAACACACACUUGCAUUUGAAAACUCUUGUACACACACACACACACACUUCAUAACGCUUUCAUAUCAUUCAAUUGAACUUUUUUACAUUGUCAUAAUUAUCCAUGAGUUUGCAUUCAAAGCUUGAAUUGAUUAAAGUGAAAGUGACCUGUUACACAAACCAAGUACCAAAACAGUUCCAUAUAUACGUUGUGCCACUGUAUCCCAAUACUCUGUAUUGUGUGUGCGUAAAUAAAAUGUAAAGCUAGACAUUAGUUACUGCAGGCAGCCUAACGCAUGUUACAUGUAUCCAUGUCAAAUACAUCAAAUACACAUAGUAAUAAUCAUCCAUGAGUUACGAUAUGUUAAGUGUUGUGUUAAUAAUUGAUGAUAAUCUUUUAAUGUUCCUAUUUAGCUUCUUUGAGCAAUGCGGUGGAUGUCACCAUUCAGAAGCAGUCUCUGCCAUCUUUCAAUUAAAGAAUUGCUGAAAUGAUAACUAUGAGAA